Molecule: messenger RNA, 589 nt
Organism: Choloepus didactylus (southern two-toed sloth)
Lineage: Eukaryota; Metazoa; Chordata; Mammalia; Pilosa; Megalonychidae
Product: calcitonin gene-related peptide 2-like
Exons: 5
Coding region: 83-523 (146 amino acids)
Cellular component (GO): extracellular region
Molecular function (GO): calcitonin receptor binding; hormone activity
Source: RefSeq, a predicted model, not a curated record
UGUCAAGCCCAAGUGUCGCCUCUGCUUCUGCGCCCUCGCGGGACGCCGCUGACGCCCCGAGAUUCCUACUCAGAGAGGCGUCAUGGGCUUCCAGAACUUCUCCCCCCUCCUGGCUCUCAGUAUCUUGGUACUGUACCAGGUUGGCAGCCUCCAGGCAGCGCCUUUCAGGUCUGCCUUGGAGAGUCUCCUGGACCUGGAUACAUUGAGUGAGGAGGAAGCACGCCUCCUGCUGGCUGCACUGGUGAAGGACUUUGUGCAGAUGAAAGCUAGGGAGCUGGAGCAGGAGACAGAGACAGAGGGCUCCAGCAUCACUACCCAGAAGAGAGCCUGCAACACGGCCACCUGUGUGACCCAUCGGCUGGCAGGCUUGCUGAGCAGAUCGGGGGGCAUGGUGAAGAGCAACUUCGUGCCCACUAAUGUGGGCUCCAAGACCUUCGGCCGGCGCCGCAGGGAGCUGCAGGCUGGAGCAGUUGGACAACUCCAGGAAGAAGGUCACCAUGAAGCUGAAUUCCACUUCUUUUAAUUUGCAAUGAAAGCAACUUGUAGGAAAGGCUCCAUAGAAAAUACACCUACUUGCAUCCAUCUUGAC